Molecule: messenger RNA, 491 nt
Organism: Carassius carassius (crucian carp)
Lineage: Eukaryota; Metazoa; Chordata; Actinopteri; Cypriniformes; Cyprinidae
Product: anaphase-promoting complex subunit 13-like
Exons: 3
Coding region: 40-333 (97 amino acids)
Biological process (GO): protein K11-linked ubiquitination
Cellular component (GO): anaphase-promoting complex
Source: RefSeq, a predicted model, not a curated record
UAUUUAGUUUUAUUGCAGAAAAGGUUCAAAGAGUAGGUGAUGUCAUCAAAGAGCGACAUAACAACAAAUGGGAUCGCUGGACAGAAGGCUGCAAGGCAAACUCUGAUCAUGGACAGUGAAGUUCAGAGAGAUGGAAGAGUUCUCGAUCUCACCGAUGAUGCCUGGAGAGAAGACAGACUGCCAUACGAGGAUGUCACAAUCCCACUGAGUGAACUUCCAGAAUCAGAACAAGACAACGGCGGAUCGACUGAGUCAGUCAAAGAGCAAGAGAUGAAGUGGUCAGAUCUCGCCCUGCAGAGUUUGCAUGAAAACACCCCAAACGUUGGCACUUAGAUGGAAAGAUGCUCUGUCCUCUCCAGCUGAUCCCCACCCAUGUAUUCUGAUGGAAAGAACUCAAGACUCAUUUCGGAUUCAAAUAAUUAUGUGCCACUGUGAUUUGCAUUGUGUUUCGUUAUUUUGUUAUAAAAAUAAAUAAAUGUUUAAAAUGUAAA